AUGCGGAUUUCGAUCGGAAUUUUUGCCCUUGCGGCAGCCUCUUCCGCUGCAGCUAGCAAUGAGGCGAACAGUCGUGUUCGCCAAAGACCGGAUGAGUUCUGGGACCAUAUAAUCAAGGGCAGCGAUGUCGUGGAUUCUAUGCACGCAGCACGGGACCAGGAGAGCAGCGAGCUUGUAAACUUCAACAUGCGUGCAAAAGCUGUCGAUCCCAGCAGUCUUGGAAUUGAUACUGUGAAGCAAUAUAGCGGGUAUCUGGACAAUGAGGCGGAGGACAAACAUCUAUUUUACUGGUUCUUUGAAUCGAGAAAUGAUCCCUCUACAGAUCCCGUUGUGCUUUGGCUUAACGGAGGGCCAGGAUGCUCUUCUAUGAUUGGUCUCUUUGAGGAACUCGGCCCUUCCCGAGUCCUAUCCAAUCUUACCAUCGUUCGCAACCCUCACGCUUGGAAUAAUAACGCCUCUGUUAUUUUCAUCGACCAGCCUGUCAAUACAGGCUUCUCAUACACCAAUAAGAAUGAGACUACGAGCAGCCUGGCUGCAGCCUACGAUCUCUACGCUCUGCUCACACUAUUCUUCACUGAGUUUCCCGAAUACUCGACCCAAGACUUCCACAUUGCUGGGGAAUCAUACGCAGGGCACUAUGUUCCCAGCAUCGGACACAAAAUCGUUUCCGAGCCGGACACCAUUAUCAACUUGAAAAGCAUUUUAGUCGGAAAUGGCUUGACCGAUGCUCUGACACAAUACGCCUACUUCCGCCCAAUGGGCUGCGGAGAGGGAGGUUACAACGCGGUGUUGUCUGAGCAAGCCUGCCAAACCAUGGAGUCUAAUCUGCCUCAGUGCCAGGAAAGUAUCCAGAAGUGUUACGACGGGGGUUCCAACACUGUGUGCAUAAAUGCUUUCUCCCUUUGCAACCGUCUGUUUAUAACGCCCUACUCAUCCACCGGUGCUGACUUGUAUGAUGUCCGGCCGAACCAACCCGAACUCGACUCCGGUAUAAACGAAUGGCUGAACAAGCCCGAGGUCAUUGAAGCCCUGGGAGUUGAGGUGGACGGAUUUGAGCAAUGUGAUACUACCGUGUACCUGGAGUUCCUCUACUCAGGGGACUGGAUGCAGCCAAUGCACCGCCUCAUUCCGGACAUCCUGGCCAAAAUUCCGGUGCUCGUCUACGCUGGUGAUGCAGACUACAUCUGCAAUUGGCUCGGAAAUCGAGCCUGGUACAAGGCUCUGGACUGGUCUGGGCAUGAAGCCGUUAACAACGCCCAGGUGCAAGCUUUGUACGCUGGUGACGAACACUACGGCGAUCUCACUGUUGCGGACAAUUUCGCCUUUAUUCAAAUAUUCCAGGCUGGCCAUUACGUGCCAACUCAUCAACCUAUGGGUUGGAGGAGAAUGGACAAGCUAGAAGGAGAAGGUGUGAAAUUAACCAUGGAAAUUGUGAAUGGCCUGCUGAGGCGGGCAUCUCUUCUAAGCAAACCUAAGUGGAUAAAAACAGGGGAAACGUUUAAAGACAAACUUGUUGACAUUCUCGUUGAGAUCGGUCGUCUUUUUGCGGACGUUGAUAGUUUGGCUAAACCUCAGGAGAUUUCUGAGCGGCUGAAGUCGAUUUUGGACAGGUUAUGGGCCGUGAAUGAUGAAUUGAAUAGUCGGUCCGUUGGUUCCGGCCGUGAUAUUCUCAACGAACCACUUUCCAAUGAAAACUGGAUGGUUGGAGAUCUCGGUCCUAUCACAAAGACUGACUUCUCACCACAAUCACUUAAACCGGAUCGGAUCCAGGCAACAGAGUACCGUCGCAAGAUUAGCCAGCUCAUGCCAUUCUUCCAGGUAGCCCAGGCAACAGUUUGGGCCGUUCCUAUGUUGUCACUCCCAAUCGGCUGUUCGCUUACAUUCCUUCAAAACCAACACAAUAGCGAGGAGGUGCUUGAACUUAAGAUACAGUUCAGUCAAGCCUUGGGUGGGAAAGCCAGUUUCGCAAUCUCGCGGUCUUUGAAGAGCUUGGGCAGGUAUGAAGGAGGCGCUCCUCGAAUCUAA
Molecule: messenger RNA, 2025 nt
Organism: Clonostachys solani
Lineage: Eukaryota; Fungi; Ascomycota; Sordariomycetes; Hypocreales; Bionectriaceae
Source: the annotation of a GenBank genome assembly